Molecule: messenger RNA, 1191 nt
Organism: Eucalyptus grandis
Lineage: Eukaryota; Viridiplantae; Streptophyta; Magnoliopsida; Myrtales; Myrtaceae
Product: scarecrow-like protein 8
Exons: 1
Coding region: 1-1191 (396 amino acids)
Biological process (GO): regulation of DNA-templated transcription
Cellular component (GO): nucleus
Molecular function (GO): sequence-specific DNA binding; DNA-binding transcription factor activity
Source: RefSeq, a predicted model, not a curated record
AUGUCCGGGGUCUCUAAGGGAAGUGAGAGCGUAAAGACCCCCGUCCGGAGACUCCAGAGGUCUCCGGUGGAGAGCGUCGAGACCCCCGUCCAGAGGUCUCCGGUAUCCAUCUCGUGGGAGCAGUCGGUAGUGGAGGCUGCGACGGCGAUAUACGAGGGCAGAGUAGACGUGGCUUCGGAGAUCCUGAGGCGCUUGUCUGCUGUGCUGAACCCCAUGGGUAAUUCAGAGCAGAAAUUGAUGGGAUACAUGUUGUCCGCGCUUAAAUCGCGCGUGAGCCCCGUCGAUUACCCCCCUCCCGUGGCGGAGUUGUUCACCGAGGAACAUUCGUUGUUGGCUUGGUCACUUUACGAUCUGUCUCCUUGUUUCAGGCUCGGUUUCAUGGCUGCCAAUAGCACGAUUUUGGAGGCUGCAUCAGAGCAACCCUCCACUCACAAGCUCCAUGUAAUUGAUUUCCAAAUUGGUUGGGAAAAACAGUACCGCAAUCUCCUUCACGAGCUGUCCAAAAGUCAGGGGACCCUCAAGAUCACGACGCUCGCAGAUAGCUUCAACGGUGAGGAGAGGCUCAGGAUGAUCGGGGAUCGAUUGAGUAAAGUCGCGGCCGAGAUAGGAGUUAGGUUAGUAUUCAAAAUCGUGAGGCAGAAGCUGAGCGACUUGAGCCGCGACUCGCUGGGCUGCGAGCCCGACGAGGUGCUGGCGGUGAACUUGGCGUUCAAGCAGUACAGAAUGCCGGAUGAGAGCGUGUCCGCGGAGAACACGCGUGUGAAGGGGCUGGCGCCGCAGGUGGUGACGCUGGUGGAGCAGGAGGUGAAGGCGAACGCGAGGCCAUUCACGAUGCGCGUGGAGGAGGCACUGGCGUACUACGGGGUGCUGCUCGAGUCGAUCGAGUCUACAGUGCCGAUGGACGACUCGGAGCAAGCGAGGGCGGAGGAGGGGCUGAGUCGGAGAUUGGGGAACUGGGUUGCUUGCGAAGGUAGGGACCGGGUUGAAAGAUGCGAGGUGUUCGAGGAGUGGAGGGUCCGCAUGGGGAUGGCUGGGUUCGAGUUGAAGACACUGGGACACGUGGCCCCAUCAUUGAGGUUGCGGCUCCGCCCUUGGGGCUGGAACUCUGGAUUCACGGUGAAAGAGGAGAAUGGUGGGGUUUGCUUCGGCUGGUGCGGCCAAACUCUCACCGUCGCAUCUGCUUGGCGUUAA